CGAUCAUAUUUCACAUUCAUUCCAUUGAUCACAUUUCACAUUCACAUUCACACUCGCGUUCUCUUCCAAGAUGGCGAGAUAAAAUACAAUCGCACAUGUCAGCCAUGCUGCGAGACCAAGAACCAGCACAGCACAAGAGCAAGCGACAACAAGGGCUGCGGGCAGGAGGGCAGGCGGCAGGACGAGGAGAAGGAGAUCUCAGGAAACAGGCCGUAGCCUUGGCAGGACGAGCCGUCUCCUCCGCACUCUCCGCACUCGUCGACGCUCUUGGCGCUGAAGCAGGAGCCAUCGCACCCCAGGUCGUUUCCGUUUCCUCCGCACACGCCGCAAACAUCCUUCUUGGGGGGGCGGAGGGGAGGGAGGUAGAUUCCUCCGUCGCAUCCCAGGCACUCUGCAAGCAGGUAGCUACCACCACACACCCCGCAAGGGUCUCUCUUGACACCGCCGAAGGGGACGCCAUGGCAGUCAACGCACAAGUCGGUUCCUCCGCAGACGCUGCACCGGUCGAGGACGAGGGGACUGUAGGCAACUCCAUCGCAGCCGUAGGGAAGCGACUUGACCGAGAAGAUGGAGAGAUGGCGGGAAGCACAGGUCACCUCCUCCCCGCUGAUGUUCCUCACGCUCAGACCUGACACGCUCCACACGUCCCGAGAGUCCAGGAAGACGCAGGAGGGCUUGUCGAUGGUUCGGCCUGUGGCGUUGUCGUAGGAAGGAGAAGGAAGGUCAG
Guillardia theta CCMP2712 is the source of this 727-nucleotide messenger RNA. RefSeq lists its product as hypothetical. Lineage: Eukaryota; Cryptophyceae; Pyrenomonadales; Geminigeraceae. The transcript has a single exon. The coding region runs from base 105 to 632 and encodes 175 amino acids. The record is from RefSeq and is a predicted model, not a curated record.